CUGGCAAAUGUUCCUUGGAGUGAAGAGUUCAACUGUAAGUUUUACCUCCGAGGAAGCAAGCAAAUUUCGAGCUGCGAGAGACGAAAGUCGAACCAGAAUUCGCCGCGAGGAUCGCCCUCCACCUUCCUCAACCCAACCUAGGGAUGAGCGAAUGAGCUCGAUGGAUGACUUAAAUGUACUUGAAAGAACUUAUCCUAGGGAUGAGAGAACAUAUCCACAGCUCGAACACUCAAGGAUCGACACUUUCUCGCGGGAUGAAAAUUUCCAUUCCGGACCUGCUGGGGAUGAUACUCGUCCUAGGAAUAAUGUAGCGUACCGUGAUGAACUGGGUACCCGGAUGAACCGGGAUGAACCUGCUCCGGCCAGGAAUGAGUUGGGACGUGAAGCGAGUAUGUCGAGGUUGCGGAGAACGGAAAGCCGAGGACGGAAGAGAAGUGAGAACCCGAACAGAUCCUGCAACGAGAACGAGAACAUUGAUCCGAACAAGAAGCGGCAGAACCUGAAGGACAGGAACGUGGUGCUCCCCCGGUCCUCUAACGAGAAGUUCUUGAGGAACUUCAAUAAGUUCAGCAACGGCCAGGAGUUAAAUAGAAGUGUGGAGGAGGAGGAGAAGAAUGAAAAACUGGAUGAUGAAGGAGGAUCCUCAGAGAAUAAACAACAAAACCUACAUCUGAGCAGGGAACGGUCCCUUAAAUCCAUCUCCAACUGGUGGAAGAGUAGUCUGGAUUCAGGACCUACUCCACCCAACCACACUCCAACCAACUCCUCAGCACAAAACCAUGAAUGGAACGACUCCACCCCAAGUCCUAAACACAACCAUUCUCACUCCGACUCUGGUAUCUCAUCUCUCUCCGGACGCUCCUCCUGUAUAUCUCCGAUGUCUGAUCUGAGUAGUAGUAGCGGAAGUAGCAGAACCUCGCUGAGGUCGUCUUCUAUAGUAUCUGCCAGUAAUAUCCCUGUAGAAGAAGAACCUGAAGAGCUAGAUCUAGAAGAUUUAUAUCGAGAUCUUCUAGUCUUUUCUCCAAAGGAUUCAAGGGUAUCUUGUGCCAUAAAAAGCUGUUUAGCUCCCAGUCUGUCGGUUUACUUCCCCGAAGGGUCCCUCGAGUUCGAAAUCAGAUCGAACCAGAAGGAGAGCCUCGAAACCGAGUCCCCGAGACGAAACCACUCAUCGAGCUUCGAAGAAUCUCGAAAGAAAGUUCUGAGUUUCGUCUCUCAACGGGUUCAGGCGGAAAGGAAACAUCAAGCUUUGCUCAGGGAGACCGUCAGGCUGAAUGAUGAGGUUGGAAAGGAUGUCCUCGGGGAGUUGAGACAGGUUGCUCAGCAGAUGGAGGUCGACAAGGUCAGGGUCUUCAUCGAGGAGGUGGACAAGAUCACCAGCCUCGUGAUUGGAUUAACUAGCAGGCUGGUCAGAGCUAACCUCAACCCUAGACCAGACAACCAGAAAUCUCAGGUUGAGUUUCAAGAGAAACAAGAGAAGCUUUUAGAACAAUUAGAAGAAGCGCGCAAGCUCCGCCAAUCCAUAUUCCGCCGCGCGCAGGUCGUCUUUCGAACCUUGGCCAAGUACCUUCCUGACUCCGCCCUGGAGGGGUUUGGUGGAUUUAUCAAGGAGAAGAUCCGCCUGAUUCUAGAUACGCGGCAGCUGACAGAAGGAUUGAAAAACAUGGAAGAGAUCAUCAAGUGCUUGAAAGAAUAUUCUAACGGAGUUAUGAUUAUUUAAAUUCAAGAAAAUUCGUACUUUUCUAAAUGGCGAAUUUUUCUUAUUUGUUUUAAAUAUCUAAAUGAAUAUGUAUAUUUGUACCAUUUAGAUUAUUGUUUGGGGCGCGUAUGAGGCGGGGAGGGGGGCAAUUAAUCUGUAAAGGGUUUAGGUAUACAUUAUAUAUAAAAACCUUUUAAUGAAUGGUAGUGAAAGUUAUCCCUUUGAACCGCAUGAAUAGAGAUCUAUGUUGUAUAAAUCUAAAUGUAUAUAUACCAUGUAUUUAUUAAGCUAACUUGGUAGAAACCAUUCCCAAGCAGUGCCAUAGUAUUCUUGCAUUCCAUCCAACCAUAUAUGGAAGUUGGAACCAUUAUAUAUAGUAGAGAGACAACCAUAAUCAUAGCCUCAGCACCAUCUAGUCCAUACUCAUUGGUGACACCUUCAACUUAUAUCCUUUCCUUUUCAAUCCUUUCCUUUUCAAUUCUUUCCAGUUUAAUCCUUUCCUUUUCAAUCCUUUCCUUUUCAAUCCUUUCCUUUUCAAUCCCUUCCUU
This is a messenger RNA of Eurytemora carolleeae, 2244 nucleotides long. RefSeq lists its product as uncharacterized. Bases 8 to 1717 code for a protein of 569 amino acids. Gene Ontology annotation, cellular component: adherens junction; apical plasma membrane; apical junction complex. Lineage: Eukaryota; Metazoa; Arthropoda; Copepoda; Calanoida; Temoridae. The record is from RefSeq and is a predicted model, not a curated record. The transcript has 4 exons. Gene Ontology annotation, biological process: actin filament organization. Gene Ontology annotation, molecular function: actin filament binding.